GCAAAGCAUUCCUCCUUGCAGCAAUUGGUUCAUGGGACCUAUAAAUUAGUCUCAUCCAGAAACAGCAUAAAAUUUCUCUUUGGGGAGGUGGUCUGGUAACUAAAAAGGGCCAUGGCAAGAAAUGUGGUAAGCUUUCCCCAAGCCUUUGACCCAACAUGCCACUAUCAAAUAUUGCUGCUGGAUCAGAGAGACAGACUUCAUGGACAGAUCAGAAGUCUUCAUGAGGUUGCAAGGAAAAUCAACAAACUACGCAAGCGAUCCCUGAUUGCAAUUACUACUGGGAGUUCCCUGAGUGCAGUCGGAGCAGUCACAGCCAUCGUGGGGCUGUCCUUGAGUCCCGCCACUCUAGGCGCAUCUCUCCUGGCUUCUGCUGUGGGGUUGGGGUUAGCCACUGCUGGAGGGGCUGUCAGCAUCACUUCUGAUCUUUCCUUAGUGCUGUGUAACUCUAGGGAACUGAAAAAGGUGCAGGAGAUUACAGUGACCUGUCAGAGCCAGAUGAAGGAAAUCCUCAGCUGUUUGGAAUUCCUCCACCGCAGGCCAGGCCCAAUGGAUCCUAUGUUGCUCCCAUCAGAGAAAAAAGCUUCCAUCUCACUGUACAAUUCCAUCUGCUUCAUGGUGUUCUACGGUUCCCACAACUUCUUAGUGCCAGAGUACAAAAAGGAGGUGACAAAGGUAAGCCAGGCCAUGCUAAAGGCAAAAAUCCAAAAACUUGCUUCAAACCUGGAGACCUGCACAAGAGCUAUGGAUGAAGUCUGUAAACUCUUGGACUCCAGAACAGAGCUGUACUCCAAUGCAGGGCAUCUCAGCUUGGAUGAGCCACAACUGUGCAGCUGAAACAGGACUUUCUUACAAGAUGAAAACUGUAUCCAGAGAUGCUGAAUUAUUUAUUAAUUGUUAUUAAUAUUAUUAUUAGUGUUAACUGUGAUGAUCAUGAGUACUUGUGGUGUCACAGAGCUGGGGGAAUUUUGCAAGGUUCUUAUUUAAAUUUGACAGCAAACAUUUCCUCAAAAGGGAGCUUGUGCUUAAGCUCCUUGCAGCACUGGACUAGCUAUUCUAAAGGGAUACAAUGGAAAUCUAGCCUAUAAGGUAAAUGACAGGAGAUUUCAGACCCCAUAGUUAGUGAAAGGUCAGGAAAUACAUGCUGGAUAAAAGCCUGACCUCUUCAAAUUUUACUAACUCCCUUCUGGUAUUUCUCCCUAAUGGCAAGUGGACUGGAUCUGGAGUUAGUUUACAGCCCUCCCCCAAUAAGAAAUAAUCUGUGAAGGCUGCUGCUUAUUAUUGUAAAGGAACCAAAAUCUACUCUAACACAUUGCCUGAUGAGUAGAACCUGGAUAUGUAUAAAGAGACAUCAGAAAAAGCUAUUUAUUGAAGCAGCCAGAGAUGAUAGACCAUAUGCGCUAGAUGGCAGCAUUGCAUGUAUAAAUACUACACACAUCACAGUGAUCUAUGUGGCAUAUAUAAAAAGAGACCUUCCCACGCUGAAAGGUCUAACACAGAAAUUAUUUUUUAAAUUCUAUUUAUUGAUACAGAGCUAUUUUAAGCGUUUGGGUAGUUAUUAAAUGAACAUGGUAAAGCAAUGACCUCUCUUCCAGAGGGAAGCACUUGUUCUGAGAGGCAAAGCAAAUCUGUUGUAGAGUAUGAUGGGAAACGUUUCCUAUUCUUCGAUCAUAAGACAUUGCAGCAUCCUGUUGGAAAAAAAGGAAGGAAUUAAAAAGCUGUGUGGAUUACAGGCAGCCAAGAAGAGAUCUCAGAAUGGGAGGGGACCAAGUAGAAAAGAGGCAUGAAUUACCUUAGGACAGGGCACUCCUCUUGAAAUAGGAAAAGGAAAGUGAUGGUUCUUUUUGUGAAGGGGAGGUAGCUACAGGAAAUGGUGUCACAUUUGGGAUAUGUAGACAAGCUCAGGUGGCAAGAGAUUCAACUAUUAGCAACAUCAAUAGCUGGAUGUCCAAAGAAUCAGGGAGAAUGACUUGUAUGAGGCACAAGGAUGCUGGACUUCAUGAAACGGCAUUCUUCUAAUAAAGAUUGCUGUGGAGGAGUCUAUGGCUGAUGGCUAUGAUGUAUAUUGGUACUAAUGAUAGGAAAAGAUGUAGAGGGGACUGAUGAUCCAGUGGUGAGAGCACCAGCUGAGCACCUGGGAGACCCAGCUUCAAGUCCCUGCUGUGCUACAGAUUUCCUGGGUGAACUUGGACAAGUCAUUUGGCCUUUCUGUGCUUUAGAAACCCAUCUGUAAAAAUGGGAAUAGCAAUUCUCUACCUCACAGGGUUGUUUUGAGGAUUGUUAUGUUGAAUAUUUUGAUGUGCUCAGAUAAGUUCCUAAGACAGGUGCAUAAAAAUGGUCCUAGAAGCUAGCUAGGCAAAGGUAUAUUUUAGAGCAGGCCUAGACAGGUAGGAGACGUUUCCAGGCCUUGGUGCACAGAUUAAGAAGUAAUCUAAAGAGAAGAGGUUUGCAUUUAUGAGACAUUGAGGAAAUUAUUUGGGAAAGAAGGCUCAUCCAUAAAGUAUGCUUGAAUGUCUAUUGUUUUUCUGCUCUUCUUAUGCUCCUGAAACAUGGUUUUAUGUACACUGAAAAUUAAAACCAUUUGUCACUUGGA
This is a messenger RNA of Alligator mississippiensis (American alligator), 2590 nucleotides long. It is a transcript of the gene APOLD1, whose product is annotated as apolipoprotein L domain containing 1. NCBI's taxonomy places the organism in Eukaryota, Metazoa, Chordata, Crocodylia, Alligatoridae. Gene Ontology annotation, cellular component: extracellular region; membrane. The coding region runs from base 112 to 834 and encodes 240 amino acids. Gene Ontology annotation, biological process: lipoprotein metabolic process; lipid transport. Gene Ontology annotation, molecular function: lipid binding. The record is from RefSeq and is a predicted model, not a curated record. The transcript has 2 exons.